This is a messenger RNA of Drosophila eugracilis, 1093 nucleotides long. RefSeq lists its product as uncharacterized. The record is from RefSeq and is a predicted model, not a curated record. Bases 109 to 720 code for a protein of 203 amino acids. The transcript is spliced from 2 exons. NCBI's taxonomy places the organism in Eukaryota, Metazoa, Arthropoda, Insecta, Diptera, Drosophilidae.
CAACUCUGGCGAUAAGCAAAACAAAAACAGUAAAGAAAUUUAAAAAGGUCAUUGUUUAUCCUAAAAAGCUGCUAAAUUUAGUAACGUAUUUGAGUUGCAUAGAAGAAAAUGUUUUGCCGCUGCUUCUACCUAGUCGGCAUAGCACUUCUGCUGGUACUAUUCCACCAGCAAACAUGUGACGCAGCAGUCACACAGGCGCCCCAAAAGACUGUGGAAAUUUCGGAAAAGAGUGCGCCGGUUGUCGAACCGGAGGCCAAGAAACAGGAGAAGAGCAAGACCGUUAAAAAAGUGCUGAUUGAAGAACCUCCGGCGGGACCGAAGGAUUCUAUGGUCGUUGUAGAUAAAGAGGCACCCGCUCCUGUUGCCCCUGUAUUGCCAUUAGCUUCGCAGCCAGAUGCAAAGGCUCCGGUUGCCCAGUCCCCAGGAAGAAUUCCUGAGGACGAUGUACACGCCGAACGGACACAUGUGACUCCCGAUAUUGACUUUCCCGGCCAGGCCGUGGUAUACAUACUAGUGGGCAUUACCAGUACGGCUAUAUUGCUGCUCGUGAUGCGUGUUUAUCGUCUGCGUCUGUCACGAGCAGAGCGCAAGUACGGAGUGCAGGGCGACCGGGCGAAUCAGGAGCUGACACCACUUCCCAUGGCCAUUGAGGACGUGAAUAGCGACGAAGAGGACCACACACUGUUCGAGGUCAAUCGCCAGAACAUACGCAUAUUAUGAAAUAGCAAACAUGAGCACACGCCAACGAUUCGUUUGGACGCACCGCCAUUUUCGACACUUCUCAGCAGAUCUUGCCUUAUUUCGUAGCUAUUUAACGCUUUGUAGAUUUGCGCUGUAGCUGCCAGCCAAUAGCCAACUAAGCCCACUACUAACUAAGUUCUGUGCAUUUCUCCCACUCGCAGUUGGUUCAGGUUUAACGAAUCAAAAGGAAAACAAAACCACUUGUGAUAACGAUUACGAUGAUAUAUAUAUAUGUCUAUAAGAACGAAGAUGCCGCUGAAGCCCCCGAAGGCAUUAAAACUCUCAAAAGAACCGAUGCUUUCAACUCGCCUGUGCGUGUAUGUUCCAUAUUAAUAAAUGUUAAUUAAAUGUA